Molecule: messenger RNA, 2648 nt
Organism: Tripterygium wilfordii
Lineage: Eukaryota; Viridiplantae; Streptophyta; Magnoliopsida; Celastrales; Celastraceae
Product: glucan endo-1,3-beta-glucosidase
Exons: 3
Coding region: 984-2480 (498 amino acids)
Biological process (GO): carbohydrate metabolic process
Cellular component (GO): plasma membrane
Molecular function (GO): hydrolase activity, hydrolyzing O-glycosyl compounds
Source: RefSeq, a predicted model, not a curated record
GUGUUUGGUACCUGUCAAAAUUUAUGAAGCUACUUCUUAUUUAUAGCAAGAACGCUAGAUAUGUGGGUGGAGCAUUAGCCUUCUUAGAACAAGAUAAGAGAGGGAAAGAGACAGAGGGAGAGACAGGAACACAACUACAAUCCUCUUCUCUAAUGUUUCUUGCUCAAAUGAGUAUUCCAAACGCAGUUUUUCACUCAAAAAUUUGUUUGAUUUCUGGGACUGGAUAUUAUUUGGGUUGGGGCUGCUGUGAGCUGAGAUGCUCAUCUGAGCAAGUAAUGUUUGAAGUGGAGGAGGAAAAAAAAACAGAACAAGAAGCGGCAAUGAAGCAGUUGUUGUCAGAUAAGUUUUUAUUCUUGCACUCUAAUUUUCUUUUCCAUUGUUUGCAUAUUUACAUACAACUAAUUCAAUUUAUAAAAAUAAUUCUAUAUUUUUUGAUGAACUAUAUUUACUAUGGAAGAUUGCUUUGUUUCUUGUACUACGAAGAGAACUUCUUUUUUUUUUUUUUUUUUUGUUGUUGUUGGGUAUCUUAAGACUAACUGAACAAGAUUUCCAUGUGAUUCUCUUUACGACGAUUGGUGGAAUAAGAUUUCUUCAUACUUACUUCAUUCUUCUGUUUAAACCUUCACCACCACCACAAGAAAAGAUUAUUCCACCUCCUAAAGAAAGUUUCAGCUGCCACCAGUGAAUCAUAAUAUCAUAUGAAUGUUGGUUAUUCUUGAGAUUGUUCCCUCCACAGACUCUUGUUAACUUUACAGAGAUAUGUUUACAUGUAUUUAUAUUUAUGGAAGACACUAUCAAGUGAAUGUUGAUGUUUUCCUUGCAAAGAAGUAAAAAUAGGUUUACUAAUAGAACAAGAUUCAAAAUGAAAUUUACAAAUCUUAGUAAAGCAAUUGCACCAAAAUCACUUCACCCACAAACCAAGCAAAGCAUCUCCAACUCCCAAGUCCCUACUUCUUCAGAACUCAUGGCUGUCCUCCUAUUACAUGUAUCAUUCACCUACCUUCAUCUACCCACUUCGCACUCAUGGACAAGAAUCUCUACUAUGCUCUUUUGGCUUCAAUUUUCCGCGACUUGUCACUUGUGCUCCUUGCAUCAACCCUUCUCCCAGGUAUGCUUGUGUUGAUUAUAUAUUUUCUUUAGCAAAAUUAUUAGUAAAACUGAUAAAGAUGGAGGAUUUUGCGUUCAUAGGUGUGGAGGGAGCAAUUGGAAUAAACUACGGAACGGUGGCUAACAACCUUCCUCAACCGGCACAAGUAGCACAGUUUCUCCUGGAAUCCACCAUCAUCAACCGAGUGAAGCUCUUUGAUGCUAACCCAGAAAUACUAAAAGCCUUUGCACACACUGGAAUUGAAGUCACAAUUACUAUCCCAAACGACCAAAUCCCGAACCUCACAAAACUAAGUUUUGCACAACAAUGGCUCAAAGAGAACAUCCAACCUUUCACACCUUCAACAAACAUUGUUCGGAUCCUCGUUGGCAACGAAGUGUUGUCAACUGCAAACAAGUUGUUCAUAUACAGCCUUGUACCAGCUAUGCAAUCCCUUCACACAGCCCUCGUCGGUGCAUCGCUUGACCGAAGAAUCAAAGUCUCCACGCCUCACUCGCUUGGCAUUUUAUCAAACUCAAGUCCACCUUCUGCUGGAAAAUUCCGACAAGGCUACGAUGUUCAUGUCAUUAAACCACUACUUAGUUUCCUCAGAGCCACAAACUCUCCUUUCUUGGUGAACCCAUAUCCAUUCUUUGGUUUCUCUGCUGAUACACUCGAUUAUGCUCUGUUCAGGCCCAACAUAGGAGUGUUCGACGAAAUUACAGGACAUAACUACUCUAACAUGCUUGAUGCACAACUUGAUGCAGUCUUUUCUGCAAUGAAAUUGCUUGAUUUUGAUGAAAUAGAAAUUGUAAUUGCCGAGACAGGGUGGCCAUCGAAGGGAGAUUCGUCCCAAGUCGGCGUUGAUGCUGAGAGUGCAGCAGAGUACAACAGCAAUCUGAUGCGACAUGUGAACUCUGGAGAUGGCACUCCUUUGAUGCCUAACCGAACGUUUGAGACGUACAUCUUUGCUCUAUUCAAUGAAAACCUUAAACCUGGACCGACAUGCGAGAGGAAUUUCGGGUUGUUCGAGCCAGAUAUGACACCAGUCUACAACAUUGGGGUUCUAAGGCCAACGGCUAGUUCGUCGAAUCCUGUGAAUCCCAGACCAUUUGCACCAGAAGAAGGCUUGACGAAAUGGUGUCUACCACGAACAGGGGCAGACAUGGAGGCUUUGCAGAGAAAUAUUGAUUAUGUGUGUGGGUUGGGGAUGGAUUGUGGAGCCAUUAAAGAAGGUGGUGAAUGCUUCCUUCCAAAUACAGUUCCAGCUCAUGCAGCUUACGCCAUGAACGUGUAUUAUCAAGCUUCGGGAAAGAACGAUUACGAUUGUGAUUUUGAGGAAACCGGGGCCAUCACCAAUGUGGAUCCAAGCUAUGGCAUGUGCAAGUACUGAUAGUUGAUGGAGCUAGUGAAUAUGCUCAUAAAGAAGGCUCGUGCACAGAAGAUAUGUAACGUUUCAUUAUUCUCUCUCAUCUUAACAUUUUCUCAUAUCCAAAGAAAAAGUGUAUUAAUGCCUACUCACCCGGAUUCCUUCAUGUGAAGGCACAUUCUUUUUGUUUAA